AUAUAGCUAUCUGUGAUAUGCAGUAGGAUCUUGUUGCUUAUGUAUCCACAUACCAUCUUCUUUUCAGGCCUCUCUUGAAAGAAUGUAUCAUUCCCCUAAACCAUCUAUAUCGAUACAAGUCCUAUAAUUUUAUACACACACACAGAGACCAUCUUGUUUAAGCUUUACAUGAUGAUUAAUAGAUAUAAUUAACAAUCAAUAUUUGUUAUUUUAUAGGCCAUAUACAGUUUCUUCCUUAAAGAGUAAAGGGAAAAAGAUACACAUGCAGAAUGGCUUUUUUUGGGAAAUUUUCCACAUGGUUUUCUAUGUUGGUGAGGUAAGUGCUUUGAAGUGAGAAUGUCUUUUUAAUUCUGCCUCAUAUUCCGUCUCUAGGUCUCCUCAGCAGUAUUAUGAAAUUAAAGAUUCCAGAAAACUGGUGACAUGCUCUGAAAGAGCUUAUGGUCUCUCCCUGGAAGCAAUAAAACUGCAAAAAAUGUAUCUAUAACCACUCCAAACAGAUAUGCUGCACCCCAACAAGACACAGUUCCAUCCUUCUUCCUUUCUUCUGAUGGGGAUUCCAGGGCUGGAAGACAUGCACAUCUGGAUUGGCUUCCCCUUCCUUGCAGUUUAUCUAAUAGCUCUCCUGGGAAACACUACCAUCCUGUUUGUGAUCCAGACUGAACGCAGCCUCCACCAACCUAUGUUUUACUUCCUGGCGAUAUUGGCCUUCACUGACCUUGGCCUGUCCACAGCCACCAUCCCCAAGAUGCUGGGUAUCUUCUGGUUCAAUCUCAGGGAGAUUGUGUUUGGUGCUUGCAUCACACAGAUGUACACAAUUCACAUAUGCACAGGCCUGGAGUCUGUGGUGCUGACAGUCAUGGCCAUAGACCGAUACAUUGCCAUCUGCAACCCCCUGAGAUAUAGCAUGAUCCUCACCAGUAAGGUAAUAGCUAUCCUUGGCAUAGUCAUCAUAUUUAGGACUUUGGUAUUUGUGACUCCAUUUAUUUUCCUUAUCCUGAGACUGCCUUUCUGUGAAGUCCGGAUCAUCCCCCACACCUAUUGUGAACACAUGGGUUUGGCAAAGUUGUCUUGUGGCAGUAUUAGGGUCAAUGUUAUCUAUGGCUUGAUUGCUUUCUCUGUGGGAUACAUUGAUCUUUCUGUGAUUGGAUUUUCAUAUGUCCAAAUCCUCAGAGCAGUCUUCCACCUCCCGUCCUGGGAUGCACGGCUCAAGGCACUCAGCACCUGUGGAUCCCAUGUCUGCGUCAUGUUGGCCUUCUACCUGCCAGCACUCUUCUCCUUCAUGACCCACCGCUUUGACCACAAUGUCCCUCACUGUAUCCACAUACUUCUGGCCAAUCUAUAUGUGGUUGUACCUCCUGCCCUUAACCCUAUCAUCUAUGGGGUCAGGACAAAGCAGAUAAGAGAGCGAGUACUUAGGAUGCUCAACCCAAAAAGCUAUUGA
This is a messenger RNA of Bubalus bubalis (water buffalo), 1441 nucleotides long. Its product is annotated as olfactory receptor 52E5. Gene Ontology annotation, biological process: G protein-coupled receptor signaling pathway. Gene Ontology annotation, cellular component: membrane. NCBI's taxonomy places the organism in Eukaryota, Metazoa, Chordata, Mammalia, Artiodactyla, Bovidae. The transcript has a single exon. Gene Ontology annotation, molecular function: olfactory receptor activity; G protein-coupled receptor activity. Bases 500 to 1441 code for a protein of 313 amino acids. The record is from RefSeq and is a predicted model, not a curated record.